AAACAAUAGCCAGAAGAUAAAUAGCUAGGUAUAUACAAAGUGGGUUCAUAUUAUUGUUUUCUUCUCUUCGUCUCUACAUUAUACUCUCUUGUCUCCUUAGAUCCUUUCUUCUUCCUACCUUUUUGAUUUCUCUUAAUCUAUUGGAAGGUAUUGUUAUGGCGGCUUCGUCGUCGACAUCAUUCUUUGGAAUCAGAGAAGAAAAUCAAAGUCAGAUAACUCAUCAUCUUCAUCCUCAAUCCACAACUACUUCUGCUACUUCCUCAGCUCCUUCAACCAUAGUUCCUCAAAAGAAAAGAAGAAAUCAACCAGGAACCCCAAAUCCAGAUGCAGAAGUGAUAGCACUAUCUCCCAAGACACUAAUGGCAACAAAUAGAUUCAUAUGUGAGGUUUGCAACAAAGGGUUUCAAAGGGAGCAAAAUCUUCAACUUCAUAGAAGAGGACACAAUCUUCCAUGGAAGCUAAAGCAAAAGUCCAACAAAGAGCCAAGGAGAAAGGUUUAUCUGUGUCCUGAGCCAACAUGUGUUCAUCACGAUGCUUCAAGAGCUCUGGGAGAUCUCACUGGGAUUAAAAAGCAUUACUCGCGUAAGCACGGCGAGAAGAAGUGGAAAUGCGAAAAGUGCUCGAAGAAAUAUGCAGUUCAAUCAGAUUGGAAAGCUCAUUCAAAAACUUGUGGUACUAGAGAAUAUAGAUGUGAUUGUGGCACCCUCUUCUCUAGGCGUGACAGUUUCAUCACUCAUAGGGCAUUUUGUGAUGCAUUAGCACAAGAGAGUGUAAUAAGACACCCUAACCCUUUUGGUACUCAUCCACAUUUCCAUGCCACAAACCACAUGACUUUAGGUCAAAUUUCUCAACAAUUGCAACUUCAUCAAAACCAAACAUCAUCCACUAACAACAACAUUCUGCGCCUUGGAUCAUCGGCGCCAAAGUUCGAGCAACACUUAAUCUCAUCGCCACCGUUAAAUCACUCUACUUCAUCAUUUGGACAAUACUCAGUUCCGUCUUCUUCAUCGCCGUUCUUCAAUAUGAGUGACAUUCCAAAUCAAUCCUUUGAAGAACACCAAGGACAAUUCUCAAACAAGCCACAACAACUACAUGGUCUAAUGCAACUUCCUGAUCUUCAAGGAAACGCGACAAGUAAUAACUCGAACAAUCUUUUCAACCUCAUGAGUAAUAUCCAUGAUGAUCAAUUCAACAACAGUCCUCUUAUUAGUGAUCAUCCUCAUCAAUCACUCUUUAUGGUCAAUUCGAAUAUGCAACAACAUGAUCAUCAAAACCAAAACCAAAACCUGUCUAGUCCUCACAUGUCAGCCACUGCAUUGCUUCAGAAAGCUUCUCAAAUUGGUUCAACUAAUUCAACCAACAACAACAAAGGUACUACUACUACAACUACCACAUCUUUUGGAAAUAGAAGUAGUCCAAGUAUGGAACUAAAUGAUCAUAACAACAAUGAUGAACUUCAUGGAUUGAUAAACUCUAUGGCCAAUGGAAAUGGAAACACAUCCUCCUUAUUUGGCAAUGAAAACAACCUUAAUAUAAGGUUUGGUGAAUCUGAUAAGUUAACAUUAGAUUUUCUUGGUGUUGGUGGAAUGGUCAGAAACAUAAGUGGUGCUGGAUUCUCACAAAAUGAACAACAACAACAACAUGCAAUGGCUUCUUUGAAUCAAAACCUAAAAUCAUCUCAGGCUCAGUCAAGUCAACAUUUUGGAAGCUCAAAUUUGAUGCAGUGAAGAAAAAUAAAGGAAAUAUUGCAUUUUACUGUCUCAUAGUGCUUAUUUUAUUUUUGUUUUCAUCAAAACAAGUGUAGUUAAUUGGUAAACUAAUUAAGGUUCCAAAUUCCAAUGUUAUUUUGUUGAACACAUCAUUUUCUCUACACUUAUUCUAUCAUAAUAUGAAUUUGAUGUGAUAGAUAUGUAAUAGUAAAAUUCACUGUUUCAUUGAAUUUCAUGUGUGAGAUUGAGACAA
Molecule: messenger RNA, 1962 nt
Organism: Vicia villosa (hairy vetch)
Lineage: Eukaryota; Viridiplantae; Streptophyta; Magnoliopsida; Fabales; Fabaceae
Product: protein indeterminate-domain 5, chloroplastic-like
Exons: 4
Coding region: 156-1727 (523 amino acids)
Cellular component (GO): nucleus
Molecular function (GO): DNA-binding transcription factor activity
Source: RefSeq, a predicted model, not a curated record